This is a messenger RNA of Ceratosolen solmsi marchali, 662 nucleotides long. It is a transcript of the gene PIG-F, whose product is annotated as phosphatidylinositol glycan anchor biosynthesis class F. The transcript has 3 exons. Lineage: Eukaryota; Metazoa; Arthropoda; Insecta; Hymenoptera; Agaonidae. The record is from RefSeq and is a predicted model, not a curated record. Gene Ontology annotation, biological process: GPI anchor biosynthetic process. Bases 60 to 662 code for a protein of 200 amino acids. Gene Ontology annotation, cellular component: endoplasmic reticulum membrane.
GUAAUUAGUUAUGAUUAUAGAAAAAGUAAAAGUUUAUGUAGUUAUUUCAACCAAUAGUAAUGAGCAUGGAUAAUCUUCAGAACAAAAAAGUAUUAUUUUUCUUUUGUUCAGUGACUUCUACUUAUUUUGUAGGAAUUUGCCUGUAUUUACAGUUCAUUGUUAAAUUAGUUUUUAUUGAAGUGUUUAAUAUCAUUUAUAAUUUUACAAAAAUUAUAAAGGAAAUUAUAAAAACUUGUGUAUUAACUGUUGUAAUAACAAUAAUUUAUUAUGUUAUUAUUGUAUUAUAUGGAGCACCUGUAUUAACACAUUGCAAUGAGACAUUAAUCCUUGCUCUUACUUUAACAACUCUUACAUUGGUUCCAGCUUGUUUACAUCUGGGAACGGACAAUCUGUUAACUUUAUUUAUUAAUUCAGAACAGCUAACGGAAGAAAAAUUUUUAGAAGCUAUAAAAUUAAAUAUAAAAAUUGUUUUAAUAACUACAUGGCUUAGUGCUUUUGUUUUGGCAUUGGACUGGGAUAGAAAAUGGCAAAUUUGGCCUACACCAUGUAUAAUUGGUGCUUUGCUUGGAUAUUUUAUUAGCCAUUUUCUAACUUUUAUAAAAAUUCUAAAAAUAAAAUUAGAAAAAAAAUGUAAAAAAAAAGAAAUGUUUAAAACCUGCUGA